Zophobas morio is the source of this 1146-nucleotide messenger RNA. Its product is annotated as solute carrier family 25 member 35-like. The transcript has 5 exons. The coding region runs from base 199 to 1104 and encodes 301 amino acids. Lineage: Eukaryota; Metazoa; Arthropoda; Insecta; Coleoptera; Tenebrionidae. The record is from RefSeq and is a predicted model, not a curated record.
UGUAUUGUGGGUUAUCUAAGUCGCGAUUAUGCAAUCGAUAGUUAUCGGACUCUGCUCUAGUAGUGACGAUGACACGACAACACAACGAUCGAGAGAGUGGUCAAAGAAACAAUGUGAUAUGUAUGGAGUGAUAGUUUUUGUGAUAUGUGUACGUACAAACUAAUUUAGGCAGGUCGCAAUUCCCCAUGACCCACCCCCAUGGACUUCAUGAUAGCAGGCGCCGCCGCCAUGGCGGCCUGUUUUUUCACGAACCCCCUCGAAGUCCUGAAGACCCGUUUACAACUCCAGGGGGAACUUCGCGCCAAGAAUCAACACACGAUCCACUACAGGAACGUCCUCCACGCCGGGUACGUGGUGGCCAAAAAUGACGGGGUCCUGGCUCUCCAGAAAGGUUUGGUCCCCGCCUUGUGGGUUCAACUUAUAAUGAACGGAAUGAGACUAGGAACAUUCCAGUUUGGUGAAAAUCAGGGGUACAUAACCGACAAAAACGGAAACUUGGUUUUUUAUAAAAGCGUCUUGGUGGGGGGAGCUGGAGGAGUGAUCGGACAGUACUUCGCUAGCCCGUUUUUUCUGGUAAAGACGCACCUGCAAGCUCAAGCGGUCCAAGCUAUAGCGGUGGGGUAUCAACACAAUCACGUGGGGACGUGGAGUGCACUUAAAAAUAUUUUUGUUAAAAGCGGAAUUAAGGGUCUGUUUCGUGGUGCUGGGGGCUCAGUUCCAAGGGCUUUCGUCGGUUCUGUCUCCCAAUUGACGUCGUUCAAAUAUAGCAAGGAGUUUCUAAACCAGUAUGAGUUUUUUUCUGGGAAGCCACUACUGACGUCAUUGUGCGGUAGCAUGGUGGGGGGUGUGGCCAUCAGUGUCAUGAUGACACCUUUCGAUUUAAUAAUGACCCGACUUUACAAUCAACCUGUGGACGCCAACGGUAAAGGCAUUCUCUACGGCAACUACUUGGACUGUGUGGUCAAAAUUUUUAAGUCCGAAGGUCUCUCGGCGUUCUAUAAAGGGGUAGGCCCGAUGUACUUAAGACUGGGUCCUCACACUGUCCUCUGUCUGGUGUUUUGGGAUGAAUUAAAACUGCUAUACGACAAAAUUUUGCCAAAGUAAUAUUGUAAACACAAUAAAUUUAUUUUUGUAAGAAUUCGUAAA